UCUCUGUUGGAUGCUUCGCGCCCAAUUUGUGUUGUGGGAGACCAUAUCAACUAGUUUCGAUUAUCAGAUUAUCAGCGAAGACUAUAAUAUACCGACAAAUCAGUGAAAUUAGGGAUGGAAAGUCCUGGAUUUUGGCAUGAAAUUCAUUCACAUAUAAAUAGCAUUUAAAUGCUAUGUAAUGCCAAAUUAGGCAUUACAUUCCGACAAUGCGUAUGAACUCUCAAGUUUUGACUGGUGAUAACUUCUAGAUUGAUACCUGUUCAUUCAAGAAGUAGAUGUAAGUAAAUCAUUGAUGGAUUUCUUAUCCUCCGUGACCGGAUUUAUAUCAGAUGUGUGUAAUAAUGCUGAAAGCAUUAACUUUGAGGAUAUCAUAGAUGAAUAUGAAACAAAAAGUGCCUCCUUAAUCAGACCCUUAUUCAAUGUGGAUGAUGAUUGUUAUGUGGGCCUCACGGGUGAUGGACACUAUAGUUCCCGCAUCAGCCCUGAUGUCAAUAAGUCUCUGAAACUACAGGAGUCAUCAUCAGUAUACCCAAAGUUAAUUAACUUUGUCUAUCCUUCAGAAGACGAAAUCAAAGCACAUUGCGAUACAGUAUAUAUAACAGCUUCUACAUCUGUGAACAAACCAAUAGACCUUACUAGUCCAGACUUCGAUGAUAGUUUUACUGGGUUUGAUUUAACUCAAAUUAUGAAUGUUUCCGAAGUUACUAGUUGUAAAAGUGUAGACUUUAGUUUAGAUUCACAUUUAACUAGUUUCAAGACAGGUAAAGGGGAUUCUGUGACUUUGAUGAAUUCAUCAUCUCGGAAGUUUGCUCGAACACUUGUGGACUCGUUAAACAUUUGUGAUGAUGAUGUGAAUGUGGAGAAGAGUCAUGAGAACCACGACUCACAUUUCACUGGCUUCAAGACAGGUAAAGGGGAUUCUGUGACUUUGAUGAAUUCAUCAUCUCGGAAGUUUGCUCGAACACUUGUGGACUCGUUAAACAUUUGUGAUGAUGAUGUGAAUGUGGAGAAGAGUCAUGAGAACCACGACUCACAUUUCACUGGCUUCAAGACAGGUAAAGGGGAUUCUGUGACUUUGAUGAAUUCAUCAUCUCGGAAGUUUGCUCGAACACUUGUGGACUCGUUAAACAUUUGUGAUGAUGAUGUGAAUGUGGAGAAGAGUCAUGAGAACCACGACUCACAUUUCACUGGCUUCAAGACAGGUAAAGGGGAUUCUGUGACUUUGAUGAAUUCACCAUCUCGGAAGUUUGCUCGAACACUUGUGGACUCGUUAAACAUUUGUGAUGAUGAUGUGAAUGUGGAGAAGAGUCAUGAGAACCACGACUCACAUUUCACUGGCUUCAAGACAGGUAAAGGGGAUUCUGUGACUUUGAUGAAUUCAUCAUCUCGGAAGUUUGCUCGAACACUUGUGGACUCGUUAAACAUUUGUGAUGAUGAUGUGAACGUGGAGAAGAGUCAUGAGAACCACGACUCACAUUUCACUGGCUUCAAGACAGGUAAAGGGGAUUCUGUGACUUUGAUGAAUUCACCAUCUCGGAAGUUUGCUCGAACACUUACAGACCCUUCCAUUUCUGGUGAUGUUUUCGUAAAGCUAGAAAAGUGCUACGAGUCUUAUGAUUACAAUGCCCAUAAUGUCAAAGAUAAUUUAUUACUGUCUGAGGAACAAAUUGCUGAGGUGCAUGAUGAUUUUGGGGACUCAUCUCAUAAUUAUAUUGACUCAUUUAGUGGAUGUUUUGAUACUCAAUUUGACUUAUCAUUUGAACGUUCUGAAGGUGGUAUUCACAUGAUGGAAAUUAAUAUAUCAUUAGAUGUGGAACGUGAAAAAGCACGGGUUGACCAACAAAAUCUAAUUGCACAUAAUCAAUCAAUUCCAUCACCCAGUCAACAUGUGCUCUCUACAUCUGAUACUUCAUUGAAUACUACAUUAUAUGGACUAUUGUGGAAUAUACGUAGAAGAUAUUAUGGGACUGAGAUAUUAAAUUCGACAAAUGACCAAUCACUUUUAAAAUGGAAAGUAUUACUUGCUGACUAUGCCAAUCAUCAAAAGUUAUCUGUUUCUUCUACACCACUUUACUUACCGAAAUAUUUAAAGUUUUCAAAUGAUACUCAUAAUAAAUGGUCUUUACAAACUGCAGAUAAACUUUACUGGUUACUGGAUAUGAAGCAUAUUAUAGAUACAAAAUGUGAAAGCAGUCUUCCUAUUUCUUACAAAUUCCAUGAUUUUAUUUUGAUUCCUGAUAAGUUUGGAUGUGUUGGCAGACAAGAAAUUAUCAAUUCAUUUUUGAGCUGUCGUAGAAUUUGUUCAAAUGUAAUUACCCGUGGUUGGAUUGAAAACCAUUACUUACAAAUAAUGUGGAAAGUUGGUACAAUUGCUUUACUUUACAGUGAUUUAUGCGCGACGUUACUUAGUGACUAUUGUGCACCGAUUCAUGUCCUAAAUGAAUUACGCUAUCGUUAUGAUCGUGAAAUAGAAACUUGUCAAAGACCAGCUCUUCGAAAAGUCAUCGAACAAGACGAUACACCGGCGCGGCGUCUUAUCUUGUGCGUCAGUCGCAUAGAUAUUUUUGACCAAUGUGUAAAGAAGGCUUGUCUGACAGAUGGCUGGUAUCAAAUUGCUUGGCUUCCAGAUCCCAUGCUUACAACACUGAUUACUUCUGGCAAAAUUCGUGUUGGUUCGAAGCUAGUAACUGCUGGUGCUGAACUAGUCGUAACCAAUCCAUCAUCUACUAACAAUCAGCCUAAAAGGAAGUGCUCUUCAGGUGAUGAGCAAAUUGAUGAAUUUAAGCAUUUAUAUGGAGAUGACGGUAUAGCUGUUGGAAUGGCUUUGAAGUUGCAUGGAAAUUCUACACGACCUGUUUCUUGGUGUUCACGCCUAGGAUUCACUACAAAACAACCAAGUUCGGGUGCUGGCUUGUAUCCAGUUCCUCUAUGUACUCUCAGUUCAGAUGGAGGUAUCUGUAGCUCAAUUCGAGUAGUAAUCCAACGUCGAUAUUCCCUACAAUAUAUGGAGACACUAGAGGUCCCGGAACAAAAUGCAGAUACAUCAACUCUUUUGACACGUACAAAUUCUGGUCCAGAUGAACUGUCUUCAAAGUUUCGUUUAAAUCGCCGUCGAAUUUUUCGCAGUGAACGGGCUGAGGAGGCGGAAGUUAGACUUUAUGAAGCGCGCAGACUCAAAGUUAUUGACGGAGCCUUGGAUAAACUUGUAGUUAAUGAUCCAAGCAAACGUCGAAUUCAACCUACACAUGAACAAUUGAUAGCUUUGGGUAAUGAUGGUGAAGCAUUGUUACAAGCAAUUCUAAAUGCUCCAGAUUCUAUGGAAGCUGAAUCUAAUUUAACUCAAGUACAACGUGAUGCUAUACAACAUUAUAAAGAGUCUAUCAUUCAUGAUGCAAUUAUUGAAAAUGUCCCACCUAGACAGAUUACUCCUCUUUUGCGUUUAAGAGUUUCAGGAAUUCAUCCUAGAGAUAUUGCUAGUGGUUAUAGCGCUUUGAUUACUUUAUGGAGUCCAACGGAUGAAAUGUUAUCAGUUUUGAAAGAAGGAGAGAUUGUUGAAUUUUAUCGUUUGCAAGUGUCGGCUACACGUGCAAACGAUCCAUUUGUAUCUCCAUCAACUGUUCCGGGAUUUAUCAAACCUAUAGGCGUUAAUAUACCUUCUGGUUUUGUAUUGAGCCUUUCUGGUGGUCGUACAACACGCAUUUUAUCAUUAGGUCAUAUUUCCAACUUGAAAGGAAUCGUUUCUAUUGAUAAUAUUUCUCGUGUAUAUCAUCCAAGAGUAAAAUUAAGUGUUUCUGAAGCCUAUCAAACGAUUAUUCAGGCGGACAAAUCUACGAGUUCAUUUAACAAAGGAAAUCGUGAAGUUGAUUUACGUUGUUUGAUUAUAGCAAUUUAUCAUACUCCAGUGCAUUCGAAUCCAUCUUACAAAAGCUAUCCAUCUGAUGUUAAACAACAGAUGGACCAUCCAAGAACAAUCGAUACUCCUUUCAAAUAUCCUUCUUCUGAUGUCGAUUGCGUUUAUGCAGUGGAUCCGAAUUGUAAAUCAGAAACAUGUUUAUCUGUGAUCAAAUUUUGGGAUGGUUUACAGGCUCUUCAUUUAAUGGACAUAGUUCAAAUUGGUCGUGUUUUAUGUUUCACCGACUUGCAGUUACGUCAUUGUCAAACAAUUACUGCAACGUCUAAAUUAAAUAAUCAGCCUUCGCGUAAAAUUCCCCUUCUUACUUUACAUUAUACAUCUGCUAGCAAUGUUACAGUUGAAAAACCAAUCGGUCGACGUUCCAGUCGUACUGCAUCAACUAAUGAGCCAGAUCCUACUGUUGUAUCCUGUUUACAACAAGUUUUAAAGGACUUUCUGUUUUCAAAAUCAGGAUAUAAAAUAGAUUUACAAAUAUCUAAUUCUCCUUUGAAUCAUAGCAAAUCCUUAACUUCUACAUCGAAUACAUCACACUCUACUGGUGUUGGUUUGUCAUCAUUAUUACGUGGUUCUAUUGGUCGUGCACAAUCAACUCCUGUUCACAAUACAAUAGGAACUCCAAAAGUUUCCACUUCACUCGAAAAUUCUUCCUCUAUUUUGAAUAUAACUUGUCCAUCACCAACUGAAUCAAUGCUUAAACAAGGUCUUCCACUUAAAGAACAAAAUUUUACUCCAAUUAAACGAUAUCUAUCAACAACUACUACUGACUGUGAACAAUCUUUAAACAAUAAUACACCAAAAACUGCUACUUGUUCUUAUAUUCGAACCCUUCCUAAUCGAAGUGCUUCGCGUACAGGUCUUUCACGAAGAACCCGUUCUCGUUCUAGUAUCCCUGGACUAAAAACUUCGUCUACAUCUGUAUCAGAUAAAUCUAUUUCUCACGAAAUAAAACAAUUCGAGAUCGUUGAGAUUACAAAGUCACCAACUUCUGAUAUUAUUCACCCGCUACUUAUUCCUGAAGAACCGUGUUUUACUCCUGAGCCUAAAGCUAAACGUCCUCGCGGUUCCCAACGUAGUAAUAAAUGUGAUAAUUCAUUAGAACUUUCUAAUAAUAAAGAUAUUUCAGAAUGUAUUCAAUCACCUAAGGAUAUUUUGAAUAGUUCAGUGGGUGAAAAAGAAAAUAUAUCGUUGUCCGAUCCAUUUAGAAUAAAAACUCCUCCUUACAAUUCAGAAAUGUCAUCUAAUUCACAGCUGACAAAUGAUUCAUUUGAUAACUCUGACAUGAGUAUUGCAGAUCUAGUGAAAACACGUCAACGUCGUCAGUCACGUUCAUCUCAACCUAUUACCGCCACAUCACCAACGCAACAUUCCACACCAAUCAUAUCUAAGAACCGAUUAUCAUUGAAAAGAAUUUCGAAAUAA
This is a messenger RNA of Schistosoma bovis, 5332 nucleotides long. NCBI's taxonomy places the organism in Eukaryota, Metazoa, Platyhelminthes, Trematoda, Strigeidida, Schistosomatidae. The record is from the annotation of a GenBank genome assembly.